AUGCCUUGUUUGAACAAAGCUUGGCAAACAGUAGCUGCGCGGAAUGACCUUCCUCCGACGGUUGUCCAGGCUCCUUCUAGAACCCAGUUUAAAGCACUAUUAGACAUUUAUUUAUGUGAACGACAGCCACUGACUGACAAGAACAAAAGCGACCCGAGAAACUUGAGCAAAAGCCUCUAUCCUGUGUAUCAAUCUCCUUUGUGCCCAUCUCCUGCUGCGGGCUGUUCCGCAAACGCCGUGGUAUCCAUUCCGCCAAUCCUUGAACCAGCGGCAAUAAGCCAGCAAAUUGUUCUUCCGCUCAACAGCUACAGGAGCCUGGAUAUUAUUAGGAUCUUAUGUCAUGUGCAUUCUGACCUGAACUAUCCUAUUUGUUUUAGUCUCUCAAUCGCGAGCGCUUUAAUUUGUCGGCGUUUACGGGUUCCGUAUGUGAUUUCGUGUAUGCAGUUUGCUGUUAUGUUUGGCGCAAGAUGUAGAGCAUUCCUCUUCUUUCCCGGAUGCAAAUUCGUCUUCCUAAUCUUUGCCAUUGCUUUCAUCGUCACAUGGUCCGUGAUCAAGAUCUUAGAAAUUCAAAAUCCCGGUCAAACGGAACUGCUAAAGCUUAUACAAGUGCCUUAUCGCAGAAGAUUUGGAUCCCACAAAUCCAAAGUUCCGUUGGAACCUGGUCGAUUUCCCUUCGUUUUUUCUGAAGCCGCCGAAGUAAGCCUCACAAGAUCUUCGUCGAAUCGUGAUUUUUCUCAGGUCAAAAGCUGGCCAAUUCUCUGGUUCCGUCACUCUGAAAUGGGCAGAGAAAACAGCACCAUUUUCGACAAACGAUGGUUUGGCAUGCUCAAAACAUGGCAUAACCAACGCAGCUUCUGGUGUUGGGCAUAUUUUCCGAUUGUAGUCUCUAUUUCACAACCGAAAAUUCGCUUUCUCGUUUCCUCAUGA
Molecule: messenger RNA, 927 nt
Organism: Opisthorchis viverrini
Lineage: Eukaryota; Metazoa; Platyhelminthes; Trematoda; Opisthorchiida; Opisthorchiidae
Exons: 6
Coding region: 1-927 (308 amino acids)
Source: RefSeq, a predicted model, not a curated record